This is a messenger RNA of Odocoileus virginianus texanus, 919 nucleotides long. It is a transcript of the gene ALKAL2, whose product is annotated as ALK and LTK ligand 2. Gene Ontology annotation, molecular function: receptor tyrosine kinase binding; receptor signaling protein tyrosine kinase activator activity. Gene Ontology annotation, biological process: positive regulation of ERK1 and ERK2 cascade; positive regulation of ERK5 cascade. NCBI's taxonomy places the organism in Eukaryota, Metazoa, Chordata, Mammalia, Artiodactyla, Cervidae. The record is from RefSeq and is a predicted model, not a curated record.
AUGCACGGACCCGGGCGCCCCCUCCUGCUGGGGCUGCUGCUCGUGCUGGGGGCGGCGGGGCCCGGCAGGGGCGGCGCGGAGCGCCGGGAGGCCGCGGACCAACAGACGCUGCUGCGGCUCAUCGUGGAGAUCGUCCAGGACCUCAGGAAGUACCACUCGGGGGAGUCCAAGAGGCUGCAGCUCUCGGGCCGGCAAGACUACAUCCUGGACCGCAGGGAGGUCGCCGAUUACCCUUACCCCGAGGAGCAGAGAGUGGAAAUUGUCCCUCGAGAUCUAAGGAUGAAAGACAAGUUUUUAAAACAUCUUACAGGUCCUCUGUAUUUCAGCCCAAAGUGCAGCAAACACUUCCACAGACUUUACCACAACACCCGAGACUGCACCAUCCCCGCAUACUACAAGAGGUGUGCCCGGCUUCUUACUCGGCUGGCAGUCAGCCCGAUGUGCAUGGAGGGAUAAGAGCCGCGCGGCAGCCCAGGACCCGUGAGAAGUGCCUUGGAGACCAACAGGACAGACCCACUGCCUUCUGAACACUCCCCGUGAACAGAGAUUUAUUUUUGCAGACAGACUCUUCCAUAACUCCUUUACCUUGAGUUUCGUAUGUUGUUGACACCAUAUGUGGACACAUAUUCAGUACAUUUGUGUGCCUGACAGUAAUGCUUGCCACUCAUCAUUUUAGACAACAGGACUGCAUUUGAUGUGUCAUGCUGUGAAAUGGCAGAGAGAGAUCUUUUUUCCUGAUUAGGUGACAUCACAGAUAUUUCUUUAGAAACAUAAGCAGAGUCAGCAGAAUCUAAAAAUAUAUUUUCAUAUAGCAUAUGGUAUUAAUAUUUUAUUAUUUUUACAAUUAAAUUCCCAGAGUAUUAUUUGGAACUGCAUGAAAAAAAAGAACUUCAGUGUGGAGACAUCUGUGUACAUGCUC